AUGACCGACAAAUCCCUAUCAAUAUUACCUAACGAACUAUUUCAUCAUAUUUUGAAGUAUCUUGAUACACACUUUAUUAUUUUCACGUUACGUCGUGUAUCCAAACAAUUCUAUGAUAUUACCAAUCGUUAUAAUGGAUAUCUACUCGAUGUUAAUUCAAUGUCAUCAUCACAUUUGAAAAUCAUAUCACGGAUUAUCCGACCAGAAAGUAUAACUGCACUGAAGUUUCAUGACGAACCAAAUCAACAAAGUCAAAUUGGAUUAUUUUUCUCAAUUUUCAAUAUCGAUCAAUUGGUUUCAUUGAAAACGAUUGUAGUGGGUGAUUGUUUUCAUUCGGAAAAUUAUCAACAUUUGCAAAAGUUGCCCAUUAAAAAUUUAGCCUCCCUUCAUAUCAGUUAUGAUCGUAAAUAUGAAACCUACGCAUUACCUUUUAUUUCGAAAGUUUUGUCUCUACCAACUCUUCAUCAACUUCAUUUAAUUCAAUCCAAUUUCACUUUAAAAGACAUAUCUUGCUCUACACCAGAAAAUAUUCAAUAUCUUACCAUUCGAUCAUGUUCAUUCUCCGAAUACAAUCUUAUUCUACGAGAUUCACCUUCCUUACAAACAAUAGUUAUAGCAAAAUUCACUAUGGAUCAAUCUGGACCUUCAAAACACUGUUCACAAUUGUUAUCAUUGGCAAUUGGUGAUAGUGCUUUGUCCAUGUUGGAUUUCGGAUUGCUUCUUUCGUUGACGCCGUCAUUAACCAGACUCAAUCUAGGAUCUUAUCGGACAACUUUGGAUUCAAUUAUCAAUGGAUCAGAUUGGUCCGACUUAAUCCAAACAAAACUAUCCAAUCUAAGAAUAUUUCAUUUCUUCUUUUCUUAUUCUUUAAAAGAAAGAAGCGAAGCGAAAGAUCUGGAUUUAUUGAUCAACCAAUUUCGGACUCCCUUUUGGUUGCAUGAAAAGCAAUGGAUUGUCAGAUGUGAUUAUUACUUACACUACAAUCUGGUGAAUAUUUAUACAACACUUCAAUGCACUAUGGAUUUUGAAAACCAAGUAAAACGCUUUAAGUCAAAGCAAGCUUCUUCGAUUAUGCUAAGGUUUCAUUCAAUCGUUGAUUUGCUAUCAAUGACGAGCGACGCUACAGAAUCAACUCCGUUGACGACAUUGAACCUGAAUGAUGAAAAUACUCCAAUGCACGACAUCAAAUAUUUGGCAUAUGCAUUACAAACGGAUAAAACAGUCAAACAUUUUACAAUGAAAAACAAUGCCAUUGGAGAAGAAGGAGCACGAUACAUUGCUGAAGCUUUACGAACAAAUACGACAUUGAUAUCAAUUGAUUUGGACGGAUGUCGAAUUGGAAAUAAAGGAGCACAGUACUUGGCUGAUGGAUUACAACACAAUACGGUUAUUCGGAGUAUUUUUCUUGGAGAGAACAAUAUUGGCGAAGCUGGCGCGUUGUACCUGGCUGAAGGAAUCAAGCGUAUGAAGACACUUACGACGCUUGGUCUAAAUGACAAUCAAAUUGGAGCAUGUGGAGCAAAAUACCUGAGUGACGCUUUAAGAGACAAUCAAGCCCUUGUUAUUUCCCAUCUUCUCCUACGGGGAAAUAGCCUUGGCGAUGAGGGUGUACAAAGUUUAGUUGAGGGCUUCAGAAAUAACACGACGAUUUCUCAUCUUCAUCUUGACAAUAGCGACAUUCGAGACGAAGGAGCACGGUAUCUUUUCGAAAGUUUAAUGAAGAACACGACACUCACUUCACUUACUCUUAAUGGAAACAAGAUUGGAAUUGCUGGUGCACAAUGUUUAGCCAAUGCGCUCGAAAAUAAAAGGGAACUAAUUCAACUUGAUUUGAGGGAUAAUAAUCUUGGAGAUCAGGGUGCAUUACAUGUUACUGAAAUUCUGAAAGAUAUGGAGACAUUAAAAUCACUCAAUUUGAGUUCAAAUGAAAUCAGUGCUGCAAUUGUAGAAGAAAUCUAUAAAUUAUUUCAAAAGAAACAUAAAUUGGUCUGUUUCGACCUGACAGACAAUGACGAGUGUACUGCUGCUGCUGCAAUGAACGCUGAUUUUCAACUUCGAAACAGCGAGAUACUCACACUGCAUCUGCAAUCAAAGAACAUAGGAGACAAAGGAGUUACAUUUAUUGCUGAUGCGUUGAAAAACAAUACCACACUUCGAGAGUUGGAUCUACGAUCGAACAAGAUUGGAGAAAAAGGAGCAGAAGCACUGUCUUUUGCAUUACGAAAUAAUACAAUCCUGAAAAAACUCUGUCUUAGUGAUAAUGAAAAUGUCCGUUGUGAUAUUAUCGAGAUGAUUUUUAUUCGGACCAGAAAAAGAAAGACCCGAAAAAUCAUGUCAUUCUUGGGAGAGAAGAUGAGUGACUUCGGAAUUGAAUAUUUGCUCGGCACACUAAACAACAAUACAACUAUUGAAGAACUCGAACUCUCUGCCAAUGAAAUCACAGAUCAGGGUGUUCAGUUAAUCACCGAUUGGUUGAAAACUAACAGAUCUCUUCAAAAACUCAGCAUCCGCUACAACAACAUUACUGACAUCGGAGCCGUAUACAUAGCCGAUAUGCUAAAAGAGAACACAAUUUUGAAAGUAUUGGAUUUAAGAUCGAAUAAAAUUGAGACUAAGGGUAUCGAACGUCUUGCUGAUGCAGUGGAAACAAAUACAACACUUACCAAUCUUGAUCUAGAAGAUAAUCGGAGCGAUCUGUGUAAAGCAUUAGAGCAAUCUGUGCGGAUCCGACAUGACAAAGAUUUGAAGAUAUUUAGGGCAAUACCGAAAUGUCUGGGAUAUGAAGGAGCGAAAAUGAUUCGUCAAGGAUUACGGAAUCAUAUGUGUCUAAUUGAAUUAUCUUUCGAUGACUGUAAAAUUGGAUAUGAAGGAAUGGAGUGCAUUUCUUCUAUUUUGGAAGUUAACAAGUCAUUAACGAGACUUUGUCUCAAUGGCAAUCUGAUCGAAUGCAAAGGCGUACAGUGUUUGACUAAAACUUUACAACAUCAUCCCGCAUUAGCCAUUCUAGAACUUCAAUACAAUUCAAUUGGUGAUGAAGGAGCAAAAUAUUUGGCUGAUCUAUUAGAAACCAAUCAAGUGCUUACUACGUUAGAUUUACAGAGAAAUCUAAUAGGAUAUCAAGGAGCUCAAGAUUUCAUUGGUGCAUUGAAAAAAAAUACGAAUUUUCAAUAUCUGAAACUACGACACAAUAAGAGUCCAGCAUGCGAAGCUAUAUCGAUCAUUCGUGGAAGUCUGCAUUUGGAACAUGAACGCCAUGUAGAUCUUGAAUGUUGCGGUGUCGGAGAUCGGAUAAUUGAAUACAUGUCAUCUCUAAUACCAACAGCGAAUAUAAUACAAUGCCUCAAUCUCAUUUCAAACAAUAUAACCGAUACUGGUGCUCAGUACUUAGCUACGGCAAUCAAACAAUCGACAACACUGAUCAACUUAUAUCUUCAAUCGAAUGAUAUUGGAGACGAAGGAGCACGUCACCUGGCUGAAGCAUUAAAAUAUAACCAAACACUUUCUACGCUCCAUCUUCGUGGCAAUCAAAUUGGUCCAACAGGCAUACAAUACUUGGAAGAUGUUAAACGAAUUAGAACGACACCAAUAGAAUUCGAUCUUAACAGUGCGAUUCAAUUGCUAUGUCCGCAAGGACACCGGCUCAAGUUAUGCAAUAGUCAACAACGUAAAAAGAACAAUACUGAAUCAUACGAAAUGAAAGAAUUUAGAUGUGGUAUAUGUUCACAAGAAUCACCACGUCUCUCAUGGCAUUGCUCUUGUACAAUAACUGGAUUUGACAUUUGUGAAACAUGUCCGGAUCGACAGGAAUAA
Messenger RNA from Adineta ricciae, 3810 nucleotides. Lineage: Eukaryota; Metazoa; Rotifera; Eurotatoria; Adinetida; Adinetidae. The record is from the annotation of a GenBank genome assembly.